Messenger RNA from Nothobranchius furzeri (turquoise killifish), 11736 nucleotides. It is a transcript of the gene npvf, whose product is annotated as neuropeptide VF precursor. Gene Ontology annotation, biological process: neuropeptide signaling pathway; negative regulation of gonadotropin secretion. Gene Ontology annotation, molecular function: signaling receptor binding. The record is from RefSeq and is a predicted model, not a curated record. Lineage: Eukaryota; Metazoa; Chordata; Actinopteri; Cyprinodontiformes; Nothobranchiidae.
AUGAAACUUUCAUUUUGUAACUUGCAGAAAACAAUAAAUGUACAAGUUUCAAAUCACAACUCUCAAAACACGCAUCUCAGUCUACAGUUACAAAACUUAAGUCUACAAGUACAAAACAUUUUGUCCAAAUUCUAACUUCCUUCCCAAAGAACCAAUGACAGGCUUUAUCUGACCAGCCAAUCAUGAGUCUUGGAUUCCUGUAGAAGACAAUUCCUGUUGGAAGCAAGCUAGAAUUGGGAAAAACUGUUUUGUACUUGUAGACUUGAGUUUUGUAACUGUGACUGAGAUUUUUGAUUUGAGAGUUGUGAUUUGAAACUUGUACAGAGAUUUUUUUCUGCAAGUUACAAAAUAAAAGUUUCAUGCUAGGUUCCAAAGUUACAUGUUACAAAAUGAGAAUUACAUGCUACAAAACUAAAGUUACUCGUUACAAAACGAAAGUUAUAUGUUACGUAACAAAAGUUACGUGUUACAAAACAUGAAUUACAUGCUACAAAACUAAAGUUACCUGUUACAAAAUAAGAAUUACAUGCUACAAAACUAAAGUUACGUGUUACAAAACAUGAAUUACAUGCUACAAAACUAAAGUUACCUGUUACAAAAUAAGAAUUACAUGCUACAAAACUAAAGUUACCUGUUACAAAAUAAGAAUUACAUGCUACAAAACUAAAGUUACCUGUUACAAAAUGAGAAUUACAUGCUACAAAACUAAAGUUACCUGUUACAAAAUAAGAAUUACAUGCUACAAAACUAAAGUUACUCGUUACAAAACGAAAGUUAUAUGUUACGUAACAAAAGUUAUGUGUUACAAAACAUGAAUUACAUGCUACAAAACUAAAGUUACCUGUUACAAAAUAAGAAUUACAUGCUACAAAACUAAAGUUACCUGUUACAAAAUGAGAAUUACAUGCUACAAAACUAAAGUUACCUGUUACAAAAUGAGAAUUACAUGCUACAAAACUAAAGUUACCUGUUACAAAAUGAGAAUUACAUGCUACAAAACUAAAGUUACUCGUUACAAAACGAAAGUUAUAUGUUACGUAACAAAAGUUACGUGUUACAAAACAUCAAUUACAUGCUACAAAACUAAAGUUACCUGUUACAAAAUAAGAAUUACAUGCUACAAAACUAAAGUUACCUGUUACAAAAUGAGAAUUACAUGCUACAAAACUAAAGUUACCUGUUACAAAAUGAGAAUUACAUGCUACAAAACAAAAGUUACCCUUUAUAAAACGAAAGUUAUAUGUUACAUAACAAAAGUUACGUGUUACAAAACAUGAAUUACAUGCUACAAAACAAAAGUCACAGUUACAAAACAUGUAACAAGUUACAAAACUUGGUACAAGUUAAAUGUAAUAUUGUCCCAAUCCUAGUUCCAUACAUCUUGUCCUCACUCGUGUAGCGUCCAGAAAUGGUCAAUUUUCACCUACAUAUUGACCUACACAAUGUCCGGUCAUCUAAAGACCUAAUUCCACUAUCUGAGUGGAGUUUCUAUUCUGUCUUCUAAAGCCCAGAAGAUUCUGCAGUCCUUGUUGACAUUUCAGGUGGAACAAGAUGUCAGCCUAUGUGCCCAACAAAGCCUUCUUUUGAUAAGACUGCAGGAUUGCUCAUUCUCAUGAAAGAUGAACUUUUACAACUCAUACAUUAAAUAAUCAUUAAAUAACAAUAUGGUCGAAUGAACAAAUGUUAUAUGAAUACUAAUAUUAAUGUUUCAAUAAUCUGUGCCUAAUUCAAUGAAGCUGAAAUGAAUUGUACUAUUACAAUGAAACAUUUUGGUGUUUGGUUUAACAAGUGAAUCAUUAUCUACACUCAUACACAAUGUUCAGUAGAGAUAAGUUAAAGUUAACGUCACUGCACAUAAAGAUUCUUUAUCCACAGAACUAGAACAUUCGUGUGUUCUGAGGUUUGUUUGUUAACACCUCUUAACCUCUUUUGUCCUGAUUGGCCGUGUAAUCAUAACAUGUGAAUAUUACAACAGAAUCACUUACGGAGUGAUCCAGUUAGUUUUUGAGCAGAACUCCGGACUGACCACCGGGGAAAACUCUAACCACUGCAUCUCUUGACAAGCUGUCAAAACCUACACGCUACAGCGGACAGCAAAAACGGUUCCUUCAGCUAUUCAGAAACAGCUGUUCUAGACGCAGACGAUUUAAUCUAUCUUUUGUGAUCCGGGAGACAACUCUGGACUGACCUGGUCGUACUGCAGUCUUUUCUAUGAACUUCGGUACCUUGGGGUCACCCAACCCCCCGACGUCUCGGAUCCGAAGGAGAGUCUCCUCAGGGGUAUGUAGAACACAGCAAGAUUGUGUCUGAUGCCAUUUUGAUAAGAAACAACUUCAUAGUUUAAUGCAGACCAAAUUCUUUUCACACCCAGAACUCAGUUUCUUCUAGAUACAAGGUUCUGAUAAACACCCACUAUAAUCACCAUACAUCCCAUCCCAUCUACUUAUAUUCAUCCAUCACAUUCAUCUUAUUUAACUUGUCUUGUUUUUAAUUUGUUUAGAAAUUAAAUGUCUUACUUUUUAUAAACCUGACUCUGUCUGAAUUAAUACGAAGUGUGUUAUGAUCACUGAAAAAGCAAAGAAUCCUAGAAUCUUCUGAUUAAACAUUCAAAGACCAAGCAGGUUGAUAUUCUAUGCUUAUAUAGAAUAUCACAUCUUAUUGGUCAUAAGUAAAAGUAAUAUAUUAAGCUCAAAAGCAACAAUAUUUACCCCACAACAUAAUAACCAGUCUAUCAUGUACAAAUCAAAAAACACACUGUGCUAUUUCUGACUCAUUGAACGGUUGUUUAACUGCGCUGACAAAUUUGUAGCCUCCGGAAAUGGUCUGUUUUUCCAUCUACAGGUCACCCCUUUAGUAUCAAGUCAUUUGGAGACAUAAGUCUUAUCUGGAGCUUUAAUCUGCAAGAAAGAUACUGUCACUUGGCCAAGGUCCCUCCACGCUCAUUCUUAUCUAAGAGUGUUUUUUAGUCACAGCACAAGACGGAUGAACUUUCAAAAUUAAAUCAUAUAAUGAACAAUACUUACCCCAUAACAUACCCCCACAACACUUGUGAACAAGAACCCGAGAUACUUCAACUCCACUCCUCCAAUAUUCACUGCUUUAAUAUUAAAUCUGUUUACACAUCUAUACUUAUAUGUGUAAGGUCACAUCACAUUUAUAUUAUUAAUCAAAUAUGAAACAGAACUGAAACAAAAACAGCGCUAGAGUUCCAGACCCACGUUGCAAUGUUCUGUUUUUGCAGCGGCCUUACUUCCCUACCAACACCUAUGUUAGAUGCUGGGUCCUCCCCUUUUACUCCACCUGAAUCAAGCUCUAUGCAUAGGAGUGAAGUCUUAUCUCUAAACCAGAUGCAGACAUGCAGAAAAAUCCUGAGGCCUGUAGUCUGUCUGUUCAGACUGCUUAAAUCCCUCUACCCUGCAGGUAAAAUGAAAUGUCCACGGUGUUACGGAAACGUUAACCCACUUGUUCUCCCUGGGUGCUAGCGCUGCCCAAUCCUGGCUCUGGCCUGAUGGCUGAUGGUGGAGUCAGGUAGCUGUGGCAGCCUGGGCCUGGAAGCUUGUCCAGGUAGAUAGAUUUGCCCAGCUGGUCAGAUGGCUAACUCGCUGCUCAGCAAGUUCAAACGUGCAAAACAUGAUUCAAUCUAUUCUCAGAUUUGCUCAUUUAGUCCCUUAAAAAAAUCCAAGAUGGCUGCCUUUUUCCAGCCAUUAGCCACACGAUUGGCUCUUGGUACCAACCCUUCUCCCAAAUCUCAUCUUUGUUAGCCAACUGUUAAAUAAAGUGGAAAGUCAAAGCUCAGAUCCAGACAUUUUCAGAGUUGCAUGUUACACGAGGCUUGCAUGUUCUGAUUGGUUUGGCACAGAAACUCCUGACGUUCCUUGCUCUCACUCGCCUUGCUGCAACGCAUCCUCAAAGUCUAGGAAGUCUGGGAAAUAUGUCUGGUCAAUUCAGCUGAAAACUAACAAAGAUGGGCAGAAAAAGCUGCAGGAGUGAAAUGAUCCGAUGUCUUAUUUAAUUUUAGACAACUCUGACAGGUUGGGGAGAAAGAACUCAUCAUCCUGGAGAACCUGCAAAGACACCUAAGCAGCCCUACAGUUAAACUUUGACGUUUCUUGUUUCACCCAUCAGUGACUGGAGCUCAUGUUGCCAUUAAUCUCACAGGCCAAUAUUUAGAUGGAGGUGUUUUGGAGCAGACGUCAUCCUGCACAUUCUACCCUUAAUUAAAGAUCAUCUUCAUUUAAAUCACAAGCAAAAUAAACACAUAGAUAACUCUUAUGGGUGUUAUGCAGCAUGGGUGCUCGGACUGUCAAAAACAGAGUUAUGACCUAUAAUCCCAUCAAAGACACAGAGUGUUUUAAGAACAUGCAGAGAAAGGAAUGGGGGCAAAAGCAUGUAAGUGCAAAGACGAAAAGGCUGCAGGGGUGGUGAGAGAUGAGCAUUAAAACAUUAGGGAGAGAGAAUUACAGUGGCAGAGAGCAAGGACUUGUAGGGAGUGCUGGGAGAGCUCGCUGAAAGAACAAAGGGAGAGGUUUAUGGAGGCGCUCUGCAGAUAGGACUCAGGAUGACGGUCCAACACACCGUCGUAAAUCCCAAAUCCCACAGUCAACGCGCCGGGUCCAGGGUCAGGGAGGGAAAACACGGAGAAAAGGGCUGAGGAGAGGUGGGAGGUAGACCACGAUGCAGAAAAGAAAACUGAAAGAAAGGCCACGCCGAGGCAGGUUCACUCAAACCAGAUGUGACUUGAUUCUUAUCCUCUGAGUUACUGUAUGAGCUGCUCUGCUCUCAGAAACCGGACCGGACGGCAACAAUUCCAGGUGACGCCACAUCCAUCAAAUUAAAAUUCCCUGCUGCUCGUCAUCAUCACCUUGUGACACAACGGGCAUUCCUGACAUUCAGGCUGAUCCUGGUGCACCUGAGCAACACAAACGCCUGUGUGGGGCGAAUACCUGCCAUGAUGGACUUUAUUUACUGAGUGGAUUUAUGAUGGCUAAAAUGGAGGAAUUGAGGAGUUGAAUAAAAGUGGAGACCAAGGAGACCAGAGCACGGAUGCACGCAUGUACCUGCUCUUCACACUCUUCUGAUUAUUGUAAUGUUAUUUUCAUUUAAAACAUUAUUCAGAGGGAUCACAAAAAGUUGGACUUUAUACCUUCAAAUAGAUAUUCAUUGAGUAUGGUUGAUAUCAAACAGUGGAGUGUUAAACUUGGUGUGAUGUCACCGUGGGCUGUAACUUUUCAGCAGUCUAGGAUUCUUUCUUCACAACUGGUAGUGAGGGUGUUUAACACCGUGUAAGCUGUCUAUCCAACAAUGGGCCUGUGCUCCUUGUAUCGUGGUAUUUAUGCCUGUGUAUGAUUACCACGGUGACCCAAACAACCCACUGGCUGCAGCUUUAACAUUUCUGUGUUCAAUAUACUCCAAUAGAAAUUAGCAUGAAAGAAAAUGUCCUGAUAGAAACUGGUUUAAUAUUUUCUAUAACCAAGCAGAUCAGAUGAAUAGAACCUUGAUUUUUAAUUCAAUUUAAGUCUUUGGUGUGGCAUGUUGUUUCUUUUGCAUAAUCCAGAUUGCUGUGUGUUCGUGUGUGUGUGUGUGUGUGUUAUUUCCUCUCUGAAAACAAAAGGCAUUCAGUUCAUUCAGCAGCCUAAUUAGUGCACAGAUACCUCUAUCAGAUUUAACUACCUGAGCCGGAUGAUUAGUACAUCAGUUAGCAAUGUUUGAAUGGGUCUCUGUGCGUGUGUCGGUGUCUCCACCGUGCGCUACUGCUGACGCACGUGUCCAGAGGUUUAAAAUCACCAGGACUGGUCAGUGUGCAGAAAGACAUGUGUCCAAACACCGCCCUGGUAGACAGUGUAAAACAGAGCUCCUACCAUGCUGACCACAGUGACACUGCUGGCGCUGCUGAUGCUGGGGGGUCUCGGAGGGGCUGCAGCAUACGACUUCCGUGUCUUUGGGAAAUCCAUCCACAACGACGAGACCCUGCAAAGCAGCAACGGCAACAGGUACUCGAUUAGGAAGCUGCCUCGCCAACAGCUGAUGAGUGGAAUCCGCAGAAGCUUAGACUUGGAGAGCUUCAAAAUUCACGUGACCCCCACCACCAGCAAGAUCAGCCUGCCAACCAUCAUUAAGCUGUACCCCCCCACUGCCAAACCGCUGCACAUGCACGCCAACAUGCCCCUGCGCUUUGGCAGGGACAGCAGUGACGACAGGGCACCCAACUCCAGACCCAACAUGCCCCAGAGGUUCGGGAGGUCUUGGGAGCUACUCCAGAUGUGUGGAGAGUGCCGUGACAUCAGAGAGGCUCCAAGCCCCGUCCUCCCACAGAGAUUUGGGCGAAAUGCUCCUUACUGGAGCCUGCUCAGGACUCUGGCCAGUGAGCAGUUAUUAAACACUGGUGUGCGCUGGAGUGAAGAUUUUGACUUUACAAGCAGCUCAGAAGAAGAUGCGGGCAUGGAAGUGAAAACCUUUAAAGGGUGAAGAGGUCCUUUUACGCCUUCUGCUUCAGAAUCUACUGUUUUUAUUGCAAACACGAAAGUUUUAGCUGAAGUCUUACAAAAAUCUGAGUAGUCCGAUUUUAGAUGUAGUCUCUUUUAAAAGGUGUCACUCAAUGGAAACCCAAACAACUAAAUAAUUGUGCCAUUUGAAAAAAAACUGAAGCAAAAAUAAAGCUGUGGUAGUUAAAAUAAUUUUUUAUUGUCUUGUCUUUUAUAAAUCAUCUAAAUCUCUCACAGAUCCACUAAAUACUCCAUAUUGGUUUAAAUUACAUUUAACAAAAUAACAAAGACUAGAUCGGUUCACAGAGUCUGACUAAAAUAAAUUUUUUUUUUUACAUAAUUAGUUCAUCUAAUAUUCUGUGUUUAUUUGGUUUGGUUUUUAUAUUUCUGAAGCAAUGAAAGCAGAAGUAGAAAUAAAUGUGGCCAGUUCUCAUCAUAGUUUUACAACAAAUAAAAUGUUGACAUGUUUUCAUAUAAAUAAAAAAAAUGUGUAUUAAAAAAUUAACUGUGUUUAUCAGGCAAAAGUUUUGCAAUAAACCCAACAUUAGUGAGUGAACGUGAACCUAAUCAGCACAGCUGUUACAGGAACUAGCCACCAGAGGGUGAUAGAACACAUCACUGGUGUUUUGUCACAAUUUUGGGUCAAGGUGAAAACAUAAACUGUCUUCUUUAAUGUUUUUUAUUUAACAAGAAGAGGUGAGAGUUUAUGAGGAGCACAUAAAUAACCCCAAAACAUCAUUGUUGAGAAAAAUAAGUAAGUAAAUUUUAUUUAUAUAAUGAACCUUAAAACAAAGCAACAAACCAUCAUAAAAUCAAUUUAAAAUCAUGAAAUUAUAAAAUGAAUAUAAAGAUCAAUAAACAAAUGAAAGAUGAUUAUAAAUAUGAGUUAAGAAGAAGAAGUGAUGAUUAAUACAAAUGGAAACAGAGUUCCCUUAACUUUAAAGAUAUUGGCCAGAGGCAAAAGUCCUUUGAAUGGCACGUGUAAAGAAGUAUUAAAACCUCAGAUGAAAAAGGUUUUGGGAUUUUUACGGCUGGAAUUUUAAGAAAAUCUGAUUGAUUGGUGCAGGAAAAACAAACUAACUUCCAGUCUAUGCCCUGGGCCGCUGGUGACAUUUCACAAGGAGAUCUGCUGAAACAGCCAUAGUAAACAACCCCAGACUCCGGAGUUUCUGCAUUAGGGUUAUUGACCCUUUGCACCGACGUCACCUAAUCACGUGGGUCCACAGGUGGACGGCAAAAGCAUGUAAACAGCCAGCGACACGACUACUAAACAAAGGGGAAAGAAGAGCCUGAAAUUGUUUUGCGAUCAAAACAAAAACAAAACUCCUCCAGCAUUCCUUCAACUAGUUCAUGCCCAGUUCAGUUAUCAGAAGUAGCGCAUCUUGCGGGGGCUCAUAGAGAGCAGUAUGUUAACUAGCUUACCAACGUUAGCUUACAUUCUCUCUGCAGCUGUUCACCAAUGUAAACAUGUUGCUGACUUUGCCUAAAUUCACCCCUCUGGAUUUAUAACUUUAUGUUGUAAACAGCGUUUCACUUUACACCAAAGCUGAUUUUUAAAAAGUCCGGAUCCCUACCAGCUUCUGUUGCUGGUGGUGUUACCGGGUUCAGCUGCUGCUCUCACACCGGAAUGAGAAGAUCUCUGAACGCCGACGCUCAUAUAAAUAAAUAUCGUAAUUUUAGCACACGUAAUCAUAUAUCGGAGCUUUAAUAUUGUUAAUAAUUGUCUCGCUUUACACUACACUGGACGGAGCGCAGCCUCCGUGGUGAAAUACCCAUCCAUCAGGCAAUAAUUAGUAUAAACACAUCACAUUUAUCCCUGUCCCUGUCUUCCUCGUGAAAUAAACUAACGUUAAUCUUACCCGGUAAAAACAUGUUCGCUGCAAAUCUGAGGCCAGCUAGUCCGCUUGAUUGAUUGAUCGCUGCAGUUCAUCUCCGUCCUCAGUCUCCAUCAAAGUUAUUAAAAAUAAAAAACGAGUUGGGUUUACGUCCUUGUCUCUUAGUGCAGCCAACCACGCAGCAAGCUAAAACCAUUUUACUGUCAAAUCAACUAAAUAAAAGCAAUAAAAGGCUACAAACUGGCUUGUUUGGACUAUCCUCACUGGAGUUUCUAUGGGUGUAAACGGUCUUUUUGCCGUCCAUCAUGGCGAAGGGGGCGGUCACAUGAGUGGCGUGACGUCACGUGCAAAGGGUCAAUAGCAAAACAAUGUGUCAUCAGUCAGAUGUUGCUUCUGAAGCCUCUGCUAGUCGGUCAGAUUAGUUUUUUCUCUGGGACACAACGACAAGAACAGAUAUUGGAUUACCGGAGAAGUUUAACCGCUAGCUAUCACUACCAGAGGUGCAGACGUGUUUUAGACCGUUUGAUUCUGAAGACCUGCGACCCGAUUUGAACAUUGAGGUGGAUUCUGUUCAACUUCAGAACCAAAAUUGGUACAGUUUGUUUACUUCUGUUAAAUAUUUGAUUUCUGUGCUCCACCGAGAGCUCUAAACUGACGAGUUCUCAGCUGGUUUUAGCUCCAUCACUCGUUUGCACUAAUCCACGAUUGCACGCAGGUUCUACUGGUCCAUGGUGGAUCUAUUGUUAAUAUGGGAAUCAUCUUUUAGAUUAUAUCUGUGUGUGUCGUUGUUUUCCCAAAUGACUUGUUUUUUCCUUAUCGGAGCGAACACAGUUAACAGUGUUGCUGCAGUCAUGCUAACAGGACUCGGACUCCAGAAGUACCGGUGCGGUUCCAGAUGGAUUUAUAGAUAUAGGUUAUUAUUUUAGAUCAGACCUAUGUUAUUUAAAAUUGUGUGUAGGACACGGACACAUGGCUCAGACCUUUUGCUGCAGCUGUAAACGCAAUUUUUUGUAAUAAUUAAGAGCACGAAACUAUCCAAACUAGUUAUUCACAAUACUAGCAUCAGCAGCUACCUCGUUUUACGUGCUGGAGUGACGUAUGCGGAACACAGCUCUUCACUCUCUGGAGGAGAGAAUUUUAAUUUUCUGUAAUGAUUUAUGACAAAAUUCCUUAACAAAAUGAAAAACUGAAUGCAGUUCAUAUUUAUAUAGAUGGUAAAGUGUAGUUAUACAGAAUUUCUACAAUUUUAAUGCCAAGUCUGGCCAAUACCUUUAAGUGUCUUAAAGGCACGGUCCGUAAAAUGACACCGUCAGGGUGAGGAGGAGAUUUUUAAAUUCGAACGGCUGUUGCUCACUCCCCCGCCUCCCCCGCCCUUCCUGAAAGAGCCGAAAGCCACGCCUCCUAAUGUGCACGCGCAGGAAAAGCCGAGUCAACACCAGAGCAUUGCUUCUUCGUAAUAGAGCUGAGCUAGUGUUAGCAAUGGAGUUAUCUGAGGUAAGAAAGUUGUUUUUAACCAGCACGUUAAACACUUACUGUUUACAAAAGGCAUUUUAUAAAGAAUAUCUAUAAAUAUAUACAUAUUUUAAAAUACCAGUAACAGUUGACAAUCUAUAUUGUAAAUAAAAUGAAUCCUAUCAAAUUGUUAGCAUUUUAUUACGAGUAAUUAGCUUAUUUUUAAUUGCUUUGCCAUUCAAGAUGGGAUGAAUAUAUCAAAGCAUAUAAUUUAUGUGGAAAUCAUGAAUGAACACUGCAUUCUGUGUAGUCCUCCUAUAAUCAUGGUUGUUUUCAUAGGGUUUCUGUUUAUUGUUGGUUUAGCCCAAAUUUUGACUAGAUGUAAACCUGAUCUGCGUCAAAAUUGAUUAAUAUGCAAGAGUACUUUUUAUAUUAGUAUAAUUUUUUUUUAUUCUAAUACAAAUUAGAGUUCAGUGAUUGAGGAACCCUCUGAGGAAGAGUUUGAACCUCCUAUUGCAUCCUCAAGACGUGGUGCAAAAAGGAGAUGCCCACAAUCAUCUCAAAGCCGUGGUGCGUCUAGAGGCCGAAGAAGUGCGAGACACUCAGCUGUGGACCUUGGAGAUGAUCUCUCGAGAGAGAGAGCGAAUAGACUUUGAAUGUGUAAGCAUAACAAAAUUACACUAAAUGAUCCUAAAAUCUGUUGCUGUAGCUUCUCUUUCCACUUUUGUAGCAACACAUACAGAACCUGAACCCUCAGCAGGCUAUUGACGUCCUUACCAUGGUGCUGGACAGAGACCCUGGUGUUCUCAUUUUAAUCCAGUGUUUCCUCUGUGGGGGCCCUCUGCCCCGGGAGCGGUGGUCGACUGUAGCUUCCUGGGCGCUCUAUAGGUGGGGGUCUAUGCUCCCCCUCCACUGAGCGCCCUGACUUAGUGUGGAAGACCUGAUGCUGCCGGGGAAGACGGCUCCUCUGAUGGCAUUUCCUUGCGUUACCAUACUUGGCUCAUCUGGACUCAGCCUAAUAUAAUUUUUACUUGUGUAUGUGUGUGAGUCUGUGUGUGUGUGUGCGUCUGCUUGCAUAUGUUUGUAAAUGUUUUUAACCUGUUAUGGGAAUCUGGGGUCAUUUUGUAAAGCACUUUGAAUCACACUUUGUUUGAAAAGUGCUUUAGAAAUAAAAUAAAUAAAUAAAUAAAUAAGUACUUGCCCUCUCUGGUCCACCUGCCACAGCACCUCCAACAUCCAAUCAACCUUCAUGGUGUGUAUGCUCCCACUGCAGAGAUAUGCCAACUGAUUUGGAAAAGAAAUGCUGCCAACAGCCUCCCCAGACAUGUAUUUCAACUGUACCACACAUGGAGGAGUUUAUUCUGCAAAAUGGUGUUCUUCACCUGGCCAGAACAUUGUGGAAUGAGUUUCGAGUGGUUUAUGAUGACCCGGACCCUGGUGAGGACAACAGACAGUUCCGCCAUGCAGCUUACAGACAGUUUGUAGCACGGCAGCAUGGAAAACUUGGUGGAGGGCGCAGAGUAGUAAUCCCAAGCUGCAAGGACACUGCUUGUUUCUACAUGAUGUCAGAAGGACACUGCUUGUUUCUUUAUGAUAUCAGAAGGAGACUGCUUGUUUCUUUAUGAUGUCAGGAGACUGCUUGUUUCUUUAUGAUAUCAGAAGGAGACUGCUUGUUUCUUUAUGAUGUCAGAAGGAGACUGCUUGUUUCUUUAUGAUAUCAGAAGGAGACUGCUUGUUUCAAAAAAUGAACAUUUUAAUGUUUUAAUGAACCUUUAAACGUUUUUAAAAAUGAACAUUUAAACGUUUUAAUGAAAAAUUUAACGUUUUAAUGAAUAUUUAAACAUUUUAAUGAACAUUUUAACGUUUUUAAAACUGAACAUUUAAACGUUUUAAUGAAGAAUUUAAUGUUUUAAUGAACAUUUAAACAUUUUAAUGAACAUUUUAAUGUAUAUAAAAAUGAAUAUUUA